Molecule: messenger RNA, 1190 nt
Organism: Medicago truncatula (barrel medic)
Lineage: Eukaryota; Viridiplantae; Streptophyta; Magnoliopsida; Fabales; Fabaceae
Product: WUSCHEL-related homeobox 11
Exons: 3
Coding region: 69-887 (272 amino acids)
Biological process (GO): adventitious root development
Molecular function (GO): DNA binding; DNA-binding transcription factor activity
Source: RefSeq, a predicted model, not a curated record
GGUUUCAGUUUCAUUUCAAGUUUCAACAAAACAUAUUUUGUUAUUUCUUCUAUCUAUAGUGCAUUGGAAUGGAAGAUAAGAUGCAACAUGACCCCCCCAACAACACUCCAACCCAACAUGGUUCCGAGAAAACUGAACCGGUUAGGUCAAGGUGGACACCAAAACCAGAACAAAUUCUCAUACUUGAGUCCAUCUUCAACAGUGGCAUGGUGAAUCCCCCAAAAGAAGAAACUAUCAAAAUAAGAAAACUUCUUGAGAAAUUCGGCAACGUCGGUGACGCCAACGUCUUCUACUGGUUCCAAAACCGCCGGUCUAGAUCUCGCCGCCGACAACGCCAGAUGCAGCAGGCCACACUUGAUCAGCAAAGAAAUCAGAUGGCUAUGAUGCAGCCUCAGCAAGUUGUUAACGAUGGUGCAAGUGCAAUUCCUUGUGAUAUGGUUCAAACCAACCCAACCAUGGUUUUUGGUGGUUCCUCUUCUUGUUUAAAUGAUUCUUCCGGUUCUUCCUCUUCAUCAUGUGGUGGUGUUCUUAGUGGUCAACAAGGCAUGGAUGGUUUGUUUUCAGUUUCUUCUCAAAUGGGUUUUCUUGGAGUUGAUCAAACUUUAGCUGCACCAUCACUUUUGUGCCCUUCUCUUUCUCCUAAUUUCAACUAUCACUCUGGAUUUGGAGGUGCUAGUACUGUAACAGGAUUGGCAACAGUGUUUAUCAAUGGGAUUGCAACAGAAAUUCAAGCAGGGCCACUAGACAUCAAAACAGUGUUUGGAGAAGAUGUGAUGUUAGUUCAUUCCUCUGGUGUGCCAGUUCCCACAAAUGAACAUGGCAUCUUGAUUCAGAGCUUGCACCAUGGUGAAAGCUACUUUCUGGUAUCAAAGUCAGCACAAGUUUGAACUGACCAUGCUCUAAUGCUGGAGUUGGAAGGUCCCUAUGCGUGUGCUCCUCUCUUUUUAACUAUUAUUACCAAUGUCGUAAUUUCAUAUAUAUGCGGUCAAAAUAAUAAAUAUGUAGCUAUGUACGUGUGAUAGUUUUUAAGAAGUUUAUAUCUCUAUAUAUCUUAGCAAUUAUCCAAAAAUCUAUAUAUCUUAGCAAAUAUGUAUACUGUUUGUUCUUAUAUCUUGUUCCUAGUACAAAAACAUGCACUUUUGAAAGUCAAGUUGUUCAAUCUAUAUAUAUUUCAUUCAGUUUCUUCGAUA